GUGUGUCCUGAGCCCAAGAGUACUGCUUGUUGGAGCCCAGGAGGUGGGGAGUUGGUCCUUGGGCCCAGGAGGGACAGAGGGGAGGGACCGAAUCCACUUCUCUGCUCCCCACUUCUCUCAGCCAGUCCUCUGGAGUCUUCCGGCCACUUUCCCGCACUCAGGCUUCCUGGGAAAGUGAAAAGAAACUUCUCCCAGAUGGAGAGAGUGCACCUGUUCAUCGUGGGGGUCUACCUGCUGUCCUCCUGCCGGGCAGAAGAGGGGCUCAACUUCCCCACGUAUGACGGCAAGGACCGCGUGGUCAGUCUCACGGAGAAGAACUUCAAGCAGGUUUUGAAGAAAUACGAUGUGCUCUGCCUCUACUACCAUGAGGCAGUGUCCUCAGACAAAGUCGCACAGAAACAGUUCCAACUGAAAGAAAUUGUGCUCGAGCUUGUGGCCCAGGUCCUGGAACAUAAAGAUAUAGGCUUUGUGACAGUGGAUGCCAAGAAAGAAGCCAAGCUUGCCAAGAAACUGGGUUUUGAUGAAGAAGGAAGCCUGUAUGUUCUUAAGGGUGAUCGUACGAUUGAGUUUGAUGGAGAGUUUGCUGCUGACGUCCUGGUGGAAUUUCUUCUGGAUCUAAUUGAAGACCCUGUGGAGAUCAUCAACAGCAAGCUGGAGGUCCAAGCCUUCGAACGCAUUGAGGACCAGAUCAAACUCAUUGGCUUUUUCAAGAGUGAGGACUCGGAGUAUUACAAGGCUUUCGAAGAGGCAGCUGAACACUUCCAACCUUAUAUCAAAUUUUUUGCUACCUUCGACAAAGGGGUUGCAAAGAAAUUGUCCUUGAAGAUGAAUGAGGUUGACUUCUAUGAGCCAUUUAUGGAUGAGCCCAUUGCCAUCCCUGACAAACCUUACACAGAAGAGGAGAUCGUGGAGUUUGUGAAGGAGCACCAAAGACCCACCCUACGUCGCCUGCGUCCAGAAGACAUGUUUGAAACAUGGGAAGACGAUUUGAAUGGGAUCCACAUUGUGGCCUUUGCAGAGAGGAGUGACCCAGAUGGCUACGAGUUCCUGGAAAUCCUGAAACAGGUUGCCAGGGACAACACCGACAACCCUGACCUGAGCAUUGUGUGGAUCGACCCGGAUGACUUUCCUCUGCUCGUUGCCUAUUGGGAAAAGACUUUCAAGAUUGAUCUAUUCAAGCCACAGAUUGGGGUGGUGAAUGUGACAGAUGCUGACAGUGUCUGGAUGGAGAUCCCUGAUGACGAUGACCUGCCCACAGCCGAGGAGCUGGAGGACUGGAUCGAAGAUGUGCUUUCUGGAAAGAUAAACACUGAAGAUGAUGACAAUGAAGAUGGGGAUGAUGGCGGCGACGAUGAGGAUGAGGACGAUGAUGAUGGUGAUAAUUCUGAUGAGGAGUCUAAUGAUGACAGUGAUGAUGAUGAUGAGUAGCUCCGACUCCGGCUGGUGGAUGAAAGCACAAUCAUAGCUGCCCACUGCCCUGCAGAUAGCCCCGGGGGGCGGCAAGCAGCCCUGGCCCCCUCCCACCAGCACCUUCCCCCUUUUCCUAUCCCUUUUCCCACCCCCUUCUUAUUGGGAGCUGUACCGUUCAACAAAUGCCUCUAAACCCAGUAAUCCCACUCAGCAGGGACAGGUGGGGAAUUAUUCCCAUGUGGACUGUCUUGAUUGUCUUGGAAAAGCUCUCGUUCUUUGCCAGACCAUCCAUGGUCAGGCAGUGCCGGAACCUGGCAGUCUGGGGACAACAAUCCCCUGACACCUUGACUCAAGUUUACUUGUUGUCUUUGAUGGGACAGUAACAGAAUUGACAGCUGGAAAACUCAAAGCAUAGAGUGAUCUCACAGUCAGAGCCCAGGAGACCCAUGAUUAAUCCAGUUAGCCCCUGUGCCUAGAACAUCAGUGACAAUCCCUCCUUAAGGCAAGAGGUUCCCUCCUAGGAGAGGCUCAGCCUUAGAAACAAGUUUCUAAAUCAGGUUCUCUUGGCUCUAUUAAACUGAUUAUGUCAAGUGUAUGUCACGCCAUUAUGAACUCAGAUCCAAGUGUUUGGACAGCUAUCGGGAGGCCUUGAAACACAUGUGUACAGAUGUCCCAAUCAUUUUUGGUAUGUUGGGAUAUGGGAUGGGAGGUUGAUUUGCUUUCUGAACUUCCCUUUAGUGACAAGUCUCACAUGAUAGGCAAGGGGGUGGGGGAACUGGAAGGAUGAAAUGUUUUCAGUUUUUCCUGCUGGGUUCAUGCCCCUGAUUGAGUCAGUUGGCUUCCUAGCCUGAGCUGGGAUCUGGAUACCCUUUUCUGUUGCUGUGAGUGAGCCCUCCCAUUGGGAGGGAAAGUUGGUUUAUCCAGAAGUCAAUCAAUGCUCCAUUUGUCAGCCCUCCCACACUUGAGCAGGACAAUAGCUAGAGUUCAUAAUGGUGCCCUGAGGCACUGAGAAAACCCCAAAGUGCCUUCCAAACUAUCUAGAGGUUACCUUGUGCUCGUAGUUUUAGCAUUAAGUGUGCAUUUAUCAUGUUCUAAUUUAUUUUCAAUCUCUUAACACAUGUGUAAGACACUGUACAAAUUCUUUGGAAAUAGAGUAAUCCUUUUAUGGAAUAGUAGCCAACUAACUGUCAUUAAACUUAUACUUUGAAAAUAUUGAGACUA
Lontra canadensis (Northern American river otter) is the source of this 2631-nucleotide messenger RNA. RefSeq names its product calsequestrin 2 (gene CASQ2). Gene Ontology annotation, molecular function: calcium ion binding. Bases 196 to 1428 code for a protein of 410 amino acids. The transcript has 11 exons. Gene Ontology annotation, biological process: regulation of cardiac muscle contraction by regulation of the release of sequestered calcium ion. The record is from RefSeq and is a predicted model, not a curated record. Gene Ontology annotation, cellular component: sarcoplasmic reticulum lumen. Lineage: Eukaryota; Metazoa; Chordata; Mammalia; Carnivora; Mustelidae.